Molecule: messenger RNA, 1844 nt
Organism: Nannospalax galili (Upper Galilee mountains blind mole rat)
Lineage: Eukaryota; Metazoa; Chordata; Mammalia; Rodentia; Spalacidae
Gene: Sctr
Product: secretin receptor
Exons: 13
Coding region: 183-1601 (472 amino acids)
Biological process (GO): cell surface receptor signaling pathway; adenylate cyclase-modulating G protein-coupled receptor signaling pathway; brain development
Cellular component (GO): plasma membrane
Molecular function (GO): G protein-coupled peptide receptor activity; secretin receptor activity; peptide hormone binding
Source: RefSeq, a predicted model, not a curated record
GUCCUCAGACCUGCUACGGAUCGGGUGGGUUUGGGUUGGUCCAGUCAUGGCUCCUCCGGAUUCAAGGACGCGCAGGGUAUCCGAUGCUGAGCAAGCGGGACGCUGAACAGGAGGCUGAGCUCCCUAGUUACCAGUGAAUAAGUGGACCACGUCAGUGCACCUGCAGGUGCGCGCCUGGUACCAUGGGCCCCUGGCUGUCACCCUGGCAGCCUCUGUCGCUACUGCUGCUGCUGCUGCUGCUGCUGCUGUUGCUACUCUCCAGUGCAGUGCACACUGUCAGAGCCCUGCCCCGACUCUGUGAUGUGCUGCAGGUGUUGCAGGAAGAACAGGCCCAGUGCCUGCAAGAGGUCUCCAGAGAAAAGAAAGGAGAUCUGGGCCUGGAGCUGCCCACAACAGGCUGUGAGGGGCUGUGGGACAACAUGAGCUGCUGGCCUGCUUCUGCGCCUGGACAGACCGUGGAAGUGCAAUGUCCAAGGUUCCUCCGGAUGCUCACAAACAGAAAUGGGUCCCUGUUCCGAAACUGCACACAGGAUGGUUGGUCAGAAACCUUCCCCAGGCCUGACUUGGCCUGUGGGGUCAACAUGAAUGACUCCUCUAAUGAGAAGCAGCGUGCAUACCUGUUGAAGCUUAAGGUCAUGUACACCGUGGGCUACGGCUCCUCCCUCGCCAUGCUCCUGGUCGCCCUCAGCAUCCUGUGCUCUUUCCGGAGGCUGCACUGCACUCGAAACUACAUCCACAUGCACCUGUUUGUGUCCUUCAUUCUACGUGCCCUGUCCAACUUCAUCAAGGAUGCUGUGCUCUUCUCCUCUGAUGACAUCACUUACUGUGAUGCACACAGGGUGGGCUGCAAGCUGGUCAUGAUCUUCUUCCAGUACUGCAUCCUGGCAAACUAUGCAUGGCUGCUGGUGGAAGGCCUCUACCUUCACAUGCUCCUUGUCAUCUCCUUCUUCUCAGAAAGGAAGUGCCUACAGGGGUUCGUGGUCCUUGGAUGGGGUUCUCCAGCCAUUUUUGUUGCUUUGUGGGCUAUCAUCAGGCACUUUCUGGAAGAUGCUGGAUGCUGGGACAUCAAUACCAAUGCUUCCAUCUGGUGGGUCAUCCGAGGGCCUGUGAUCCUAUCCAUCCUGAUCAAUUUCAUCUUUUUUAUAAACAUUCUAAGAAUCCUGAUGAGAAAACUUAGAACCCAAGAGAGAAGAGGAAACGAAAUGAUCCAUUACAAGCGCCUGGCUAGGUCCACCCUCCUGCUGAUCCCCCUCUUUGGAAUUCACUACAUAAUCUUCGCCUUCUCCCCGGAGGAUGCCAUGGAGGUCCAGCUGUUCUUUGAAUUGGCCCUGGGCUCCUUCCAGGGGUUGGUGGUGGCUGUACUUUACUGCUUCCUCAAUGGUGAGGUACAGCUGGAAGUUCAGAAAAAAUGGCGUCAGUGGCACCUCCAAGAGUUCCCACUGCGCCCUGUGACCCUCAGCAACUCCUUCAGCAAUGCCACCAGCGGUCCCACGCACAGCACCAAGGCCAGCCCCUCUGAGCAGAGCCGGAACACACCGAGGGCCAGUAUCUCUGAGGCUGCAGCAAGGCUGCCCAUUGACAGAGUCCUGGACAUUGUGUAGGACAGUCAUUGUCCCAAAAGCUGUCUUGUGCUUGCCAGUGACUGAAUAUGCCCUUCCUCCAGAUCUGAGUUUCCUCAGAACUAAGCAAGAGAAGACCUGGGGCUCCAUGGGGUAGGACACAGGCUUGGGACUUGGCCUCUCUUGCUCUUCUGAGUGACCCAUCUUGCCCAGACUAUGUAGAGAGAGUUCUGGGGCUCCAGAAAGGACAGGGGAAUAAAAGUCACCCAUGAAAAAAAUAAAAAC